Messenger RNA from Nezara viridula (southern green stink bug), 2190 nucleotides. The record is from the annotation of a GenBank genome assembly. Lineage: Eukaryota; Metazoa; Arthropoda; Insecta; Hemiptera; Pentatomidae.
AUGGCUUAUUCUGCAGAUAAGGCAUCUAAGAGGCCUGUUUGGCUUCCACCUACUGUUUCACCUGCAAUAAUGGAAUCUAUUGAUAAUCCCAUCUUAAUCUAUAACGAGAAUUAUAUGGAUAAAGGUGAGAGCAUGGCUAAAAAGGGGUUGCCUACAUUACCUGACAUUACUCUAACAUCUCAGUUUACAUCUUUGUCAUUAGCUUCGGCUGAUAAAAAUGACAACAUUAACAGAAGUUUUCUACUCAUUGAUGGAAAAGAAAGUCUCAAGGUUUCUUCAUCAGAGGAGUUUAUUAAAAAACUAUGUGUUGAUUGUGAUGCUAGAGUGAAGGUUGUAUCAAUAUUUGGAAAUACUGGUGAUGGAAAAUCUCACACACUGAACCAUUUAUUUUUUGGAGGUUCAGAAGUAUUUCCGAUAUCUGCAGAUCAAACCUCUUGUACUGUUGGAAUAUGGGGAGCAUAUGAUCCUUCUACUUCAACCAUCUGUCUUGAUACCGAAGGAUUGCUUGGUUCAACACUAGAAGAAGUUAGACGUACAAGGCUACUUUUGAAAGUGCUGGCUAUAUCAGAUGUCAUCAUAUACAGAACCAGGAGUGAAAGAUUACACCGUGAUCUGUUUACAUUCCUUGGUUCAGCCUCCAGGGCCUAUUCAUGUCAUUUUCAAAGUGCUCUUGAAUCUAUCAACAAUCGUUCCCAUUCUGCUUCGAAAGGAUUGCUUGGUCCUGCUGUUAUCAUUUCUCAUGAAACUAGAAAUACCAAACCUCUUACGACAAGUAGUGUAGAGAGUCCAGAAGAUAUUUUGCGAACUAGAUUUCUCAAGUUAAAUCUUGACAUAGAUGCCUUUAGUUCCUUGACGUAUGUUGGCCAGCAAACAGUUGAACUUCCAACUCAAUAUAAUAUGUUGCGAAGAACUGUUAUUUCGGAACUUUCUAACACAGCAGUUCGUUCACCUAGGAGUCCUAAAUUUGUAUUUUCUACAUUGAAGGCAUUGAAUGAUAAAUUUAAUGGUGCAGUAAAACAGAAUGUUGAGAUUUUUCCUGAUGAAUAUUUCACUUGCCCCGCUGCAUGCCUUUCAUGUGGCGCACGUUGUCAAUCUAGUAUGGGUCAUGAAGGAAACAACCCUGAUCACAAAUCUGAUACCAAUUGCAGGUAUACCCAUCAAUAUGAGAACAUUAGAUACAUUUGCAAAACCUGUUACAAGAAUGGGAAAGAAAUUAUCGUCAAGCCUGAGGCUUUUACUAGCAAUGAAAGCUCAUGGUUCAGCAUUGCUAAGUAUGCUUGGUCUGGUUAUGUGAUAGAAUGCCCAAAUUGUGGAGAGAUUUAUAGGAGCAGACAGUAUUGGUUCGGUAAUGUGUCUCCAGAGCUGAGUGCUGUUCGGACAGAAAUUCAUCAUAUUUGGCCAGGGAUGAGCUGUUACGGCGUCAGCUGUCAAAAUUCUGCUCAACGAGUGUUAGACAGCGUCACUGCCCUUACUGAAGUUGUUGCCUCUGUCUCCGCUACACCGACAAAAGCUCUUGGUUCUUGGGUCGCUGAUCAGAUAGCUCCCAAAUAUUGGAAACCAAACCCUCAAGUAAAAAUGUGUGCAGUUUGUUGCAUCCUCUUUACUCCUGAAAUGACGAAGCAUCACUGUCGAGCAUGUGGCGAAGGAGUUUGUGCCGACUGUUCUACCCAAAACAAACCAGUUCCUGAGAGAGGCUGGUCUUACCCCGUGCGAGUCUGUGAUAAAUGCGCAAGGCCGCCAGCCGGUAAGACGUCCUCCUCGACUAAAGAGCAAUGGGUCGUUGCUAACUACCCUGACAGAAUUUUAGUAGUUACUGAUGAGGAGGCGUCUCAAGUCCCAAUGCUGGAAAAUCCAUCUCUUCUUCCGACUGAUGAAAAUGAAGUAAUUGCCAGAAAAGUCACUGAAGCAGUUGUUACUACAUUUUCAUCGGUAGCAUCAAUUUUAGAAUAUCCUAAAAGUAUGAUUAAAGAAACGGCUAGACCAAGCUAUUGGACUCCUGAUUCAGAAGCUAGAGAAUGCUGUGUAUGCACAGCUUUAUUUACUCUAGUGGGUGGGAAAGCAGAACUUCAUCACUGCCGUAGUUGUGGUGGUGCUGUGUGCCUUUCCUGCUCUACAGCUAGAAAACCAGUUCCACAUCGUGGUUGGCAUUCACCUGUCAGAGUCUGCGACAAUUGUGAUAAAAUGACAUAA